UUUACAUUUCUGGGAUUCGGUGGAUACAUUUAAAGUUUUGUUUCUUUACUCAGUUAUGUGUUCUUGUCUUGUUAGCUUUUCUGUCCUUUUGUUUUAUGCUUCACGGCUUGCUUUUUUUGAGGUGGGAUUUGUUUUAGUAAAUGUUGAGGUAUUAACAAUUAUUGGAAUUUAACAUGAAGUUCUGUUUCUCUUGGUUGAUUCUGUUUCUUAUGUAUUCAUAAUCAAGUGUCCAAGUAGGUUUUUUUUUUUUUAAUGCAUAAAAUCUAAACAAAAUGUGGUUUUCAUUGAUUCUGUUAUAUGUUAAAAUUUUCCCAUAAAUUCUACCAAGUAUCAUCUGCAUGGUUUAAUCAUGCACCAGAUAAGGGGAAAACAAUAGUUAUUUCUAAAUGAAGGGGGUAAAAAAUUUUCUUAUGUUAAAUAUCUGCAGACCUUUUACAUCCUUUGAGCUAUGUAAGAGCUGAGUUCAAUGGCGUCUUGGGUGAUCCCAAAUUGAGCUACCUUAGCAGCUUUCUCCAAUAUUCAACUGACUCGUCCAUUUUUGAUUAGUCAGAGUAUUGUAUGUGAUUGUAAGAAGUAACUUCAAUCACCCAAGUCUGUAGAUUUUCUAUAUUCUCAUGGCGCGGUCUCUGUGUUUCAGCUAGCCUAUAUUUCUCCCCAACUAAAAAGUUAUUGUUGGAAUUAUUUUCUAGAGAAUGGCAUCUUAGCUGCCAUCGAGCUGGUAGACAUGAUCAAGAUAGAAAAGUAUCCUAUGGAUGAAGCGUAGUUGAGCCUUUUAGCUAUCUUAUAAUUCAAGAUUUCAAUUUUAUUAAAUGUAUGAAUUAAAUAUAUAAUUCUGGGGGAUGCCAUUAUGCCAUAUAAUGAGGCAACACAUCCAACUGUUCAAUGGGAAACAACUGGGAAAAUGUAAUAUUGAUCUGUGGUGCUAAAGUUGGUCAUUUAUUCUUCAUUUAUAUACAUAGAUCUUUUCGCCAUGUCUUCAGUUUCUCUGCUUCACAGAGCUGAAUGGUGGAAUUUUUUCAACAUAAACACACCUAGGGUCCUUGUCAAUGAGAAAAAGAGUUGAUACUACCUAUUAUUGGCACUUCAACUUGGCUUCUGUUAGUAAAUAAUCCUAAAUUUUCCAAUUACAACUCAUAUUGAUCAACAAGUCCUCAUGUGGUCAGAAAUAUUUAUAAUGUUAAACUGUUCUAUAGCCAAGUAUGUCAUUAGAUAGAAUUACAGCAAAAAUCUUGCAAUGACUACAAUCAGUUUGGUGUUUUCUAUUUAAACUUUUAGUUGUGUAAAUGGUAUUAUUUGUCAGCAAGGACUUGUCUUAGUUAAAUGCUAGUAAUGAAUUUAUGGAAGUUUUUCAAUGUUUAUCUGAUAGUUGUGACAACAGGAAUUUUCUGGGACACAUUUCUCGCAAGGAAAGACAAAUUUUUCCUAGAUUGGCUGCCUUAUUGCUAUAUUAUUUGUUUCCCAGAUUGGCGGCCUUAUUGAUUAUUAGUGGUACUGCACUAUCUUAUAACCAUCAUUUCUCUGUGGAAACUGUUCAGGAAUGGAAAGCAAAGGGUGAAACAUCAUUUCAAGACUCAGUUAUUUGAGGAUGCAAGAUCUGAUAUCUAGUGAUCUAUUUGUUCAAUUCUUAUGAGGAAAAAAUGUUGAUGCUUGGAGAUUUUGAUUUAAAUUCAAUGCAAGGAUACACUGAUUCACUUAAAGAUAUUUUUAAGCAGACAAUGCUCAAUCAAGAGAUCUUAUUCAGAAAGCAGGUCCAUGAACUCCAUCGUCUAUAUAUUGUUCAGAAGACUCUGAUGAAGGAUCUUGCUCCCUUGGAGCAUGAGAAGUACAAUUCAUGGAAGGCAAAUGCACAAUCUCUGCCACAAGAAACCAGACUUCCCUCAAAUUCAGUUCCCAUGGUGGGCUCAACUGUAUCUUUAAGUCAGGAGUUGUUAGAAGGGUGGAAGGGAAAAUACCAUAAGUUCCCGCAAAGGUCUUUUGAUCUUCAACUUCUACCUGAUCAAUAUAUUAGUCUUAAUGAUAACAAUCUUCCACAUAAAGGAAAGGACGGGGAACAUUUAAAAGAAACUGUGGAUGUAAAUUCUCUCCAUGGUGGUGACUUCUCAGAUCCACUGGAGUUGAGGCUUUCCCUAAGCAAUGGUGUGGCCAACAGGACAAAGGAAGAUAAAAACAGAAGUUGGUAUGACAAGAAAACUAAUACCUUCCCUGGAAUUGUCAUUGAUUUGGAAGAAUCUACUGAGAAGCCCUCAGAAUCUGGAGGAAAGCAUGAUUCGCAAGUUACUAUCACAUCUGAUCCAAUCACUUCAAGAAGCGUGAAGAAAGAUCCAUCUCACAAGAUUGCAGAGAGUAGCUCCUUUGAUGGUGAUAGCAAAUGUGUCCAAGACUGGAACUAUUCUGGUCAAGGAUCAAAACACCAUGAAAAUUUGCCAUACGAAAAUAUUGUGACCAGGAAGAGGCAGUUCAUAUCAUAUGGAGUGGGACAUGUGGACCUCAAUGAAGUUCAGCUUGAUGAUUUGUCUUGUCAAUCAGAUGAUGCCAUAGUGGCCCAUCCUUCGACAACUAGCUCAUCGGGUGAUUUCAGUGUACUGGUUAGCAGGAGUGAGGAUCCCUUGUGUCCAACCACAUUUUGGAGAAAAGAAAUUAAGGAGUUCCCUAAUAAUGCUUUUGAGAUGCUUCAACAAGAUGAUGGUGUAAAUCUUGCUUUGAUGAAUUCCAAUAACAAAGAUAGGAGAACAGAGUUUCAAGUCAGAAAUUCUGAACUCAAUGGAAGGAACGAAUGUGAAAAAAGCCUCAUUAGUCAUGCAUAUGUUUCCAGGCCCCAAAUAAACCUUUCUGAAGACCUUGGCAGCCUCAGUGAAAACACCAAGCUUGGAAAGGAUGAGCUGAUGCUGGAACUACAAAAUUGUCCUGGUCAUGGUCCAAAACCUGCAUAUUUAGAUGCUAGACAAGUGUGCUGUGAGAAGACUGAAGCAGGGGACACUGUGUUGUUAUGUUCUGAUCAAAUCCAAUUUACAAUUGAAGAUGAACAUCCUGACAAGUCUCCUGCUUCAGGGAAGUCUAGCUGCAUUUCAGAUAAUGAUUCAAGAACUGUAAGGACUGUGCAAUCCGGAAUUGAACCCCACAAUUCAAAUCUUCCUGUUUCUGAUCAGUUUUCAGGAACCCAUGGAGGAUCUCCUAUUGCAGAAAUUUUAUCAGGUGAGCAGGAUCAAAGAUCUUCUGACAGUAAUGAAAUAAAACAUGAUUGCUACAAUAAAAGCGAAGAAUCAGCUGAAGUGGAUGAUUUGAUCCAAAUAGCGGCUGAAUCACUUAUCCAUAUCUCCUUGGAGAAUUCAUCUUGCUAUCAGGAAUCUUCAACCCAGGCAGGAUCCAAUGAGUUGGAUAAUGAGGACAAGGAGCAGCCACAGUGUUCCUCUGAUUCUUUUGAGUUAAUGACUCUGAAACUGACAGAAAGCAGUGCUGAUGACUUUUCUGUUUCAUCAAAGCCAUUUGAAGUAAGUGACUCAGAGAGAAAAGAUUUUGGUAUCAAGUUGAGAAGGGGAAGGAGACUAAAGGAUUUUCAGAGGGACAUACUACCAGGUCUUGCAUCUCUUUCUAGACAUGAAAUUUGUGAAGAUAUAAACAUUCUUGAGGGAGUUUUAAGAUCAAGGGAAUACAGGAAAAUGAGAGCUAAGAUGGCUAAUGGAGAGAGUUGGUGCACACCAGUGAGAAGCAGACGGUCAAGACUCAAUUAUGUUGGAAGAAAAACAUUUAGAUGAUAUUCAAGUUGGAGUUCGAAACUUCAUCGGAUUUUAACAUAAAUGUAUUGUGUAAGCCAAUAUCUUUUAACUGCAAAUAAUCUUUAAGCUCAUUCAUUGAUCUAGAAA
This is a messenger RNA of Theobroma umbraticum, 3860 nucleotides long. RefSeq lists its product as uncharacterized. NCBI's taxonomy places the organism in Eukaryota, Viridiplantae, Streptophyta, Magnoliopsida, Malvales, Malvaceae. The record is from RefSeq and is a predicted model, not a curated record.